Messenger RNA from Adineta steineri, 204 nucleotides. The record is from the annotation of a GenBank genome assembly. NCBI's taxonomy places the organism in Eukaryota, Metazoa, Rotifera, Eurotatoria, Adinetida, Adinetidae.
AUGAAUUCUUCAAUGUAUCAAAACGAUGACAACGAAACCGCUGUACAACCCAGUUUGAGUGCUGUCGCCGACCCCACUGUAUGGGGCCAUGUCUUCUAUGGCGAUGCGAUGGCAUGUGCAGCCUCGGCGGCGGCAUGUACCGGCCACAAACGACCGAUGGAACUAUGUGGCCGUGUUACUCGGCCCGGGAUGCCUCGACCAUGA